UUCGUUUCUCCCGUCCCAUCCACGAGUCGCACGUGAGUGGCUGCCGCCGUCGUACGCGAGUCGCCGCCGACCUGGCCCUCAAGUCACAGCCGCACGCCAGCAAGUUGGCAUGGAGUCCUCGCCCGCGACGCCAUGGACUCCGGCACAAGGAAAGGACGUACUGCCCCACCAGAGUGGCUUUGAUGAUUUGAUGAACUCCGUCGCUGUUGAUUCUGCCUACGUUGAGGCCACCGCCAUGGAUCAUGCCGUCAUCACCGUUGAGGCCGUCGACGCCGGAGUUGUAGCCCACCUUGAACAACCAAGCACACCACAGCCAACAUCUUCUCCAAGUAUAGCAGAAAGUUGCAAAGAACAUUUGAAGCCUAUGGUUGGAAUGAUAUUUGAUACACUCACAGAUGUGGAGAAAUUUUACAAAUCGUAUGCACAUGAAGCUGGUUUCUCUGUUCGUGUUGGUCAGCACAAGAAGCAAAAUGAGGAAAUAUUAUUCAAGCGGUAUUACUGUUCAAGGGAAGGGUACAUAAAGGAGAGAGUAAAAGAUGUUAGUGAUGAAUCCGGAAAAAAAAAAAGAAAGACACCAUAUAUGAUGGAAACCAGAUGUGGCUGUGAAGCACAUAUUGUUGUCAAGCUUGGCAGUGAUAAGAAGUAUCGAAUAUCUUCAAUGAUUGGGGAGCACAGCCAUGGUUUUGUGUCACCAGAUAAGAGGCACUUGCUAAGAUCCAACCGUACUGUUAGUGAGAGGGCAAAGAGUACUUUGUUCAGUUGUCAUAAGGCUAGCAUUGGCACGUCCCAGGCAUUUCGACUUCUCCAAGUCAGUGACGGUGGAUUUCAGAAUGUUGGGUGCACACUGAGGAAUUUGCAGAACUAUUACCAUGACCUGAGGUGCAAAAUCAAGGAUGCUGAUGCACAAAUGUUUGUGGGACAACUUGAGCGAAAGAAGGAAGUAAACCCUGCCUUCUUUUAUGAGUUUAUGGUGGAUAAACAAGGACGACUUGUUCGUGUCUUUUGGGCAGAUGCCAUUUGCAGGAAAAACUAUAGUGUUUUUGGUGAUGUGCUUUCGGUAGAUUCAACAUAUAGCACUAACCAAUAUAAUAUGAAGUUUGUGCCAUUUACUGGAGUCAAUCACCACUUGCAAAGUGUUUUCCUUGGGGCAUCAUUCUUGGCUGAUGAAAAGAUUGAGUCAUUUGUAUGGUUGUUUCAAACCUUUCUUAAGGCUACGGGUGGAGUAGCACCUCGUCUAAUCAUAACAGAUGAAGAUGCGAGCAUGAAGGCUGCUAUUGCUCAGAUUCUACCAAAUACAGUUCAUAGACUUUGCAUGUGGCAUAUCAUGGAAAAGGUACCUGAGAAGGUCGGGCCCUCCAUAAGAGAGGAUGGUGAGUUCUGGGAUAGAUUACACAAGUGUGUUUGGGGAUCCGAGGAUUCAGAUGAUUUUGAGUCUGAAUGGAAUUCUAUCAUGGCAAAAUAUGGGCUCAUUGGAAAUGAAUGGUUUUCCACAAAGUUUGAUAUUCGACAAUCAUGGAUUCUGGCAUACUUUAUGGACAUACCUCUAGCGGGAAUCCUUAGUACUACAUCACGAUCGGAGAGCGCAAAUUCUUUUUUUAACCGUUUCAUUCAUCGAAAAUUGACCUUUGUUGAGUUUUGGCUAAGGUUUGACACAGCUUUGGAGUGCCAACGCCAAGAGGAGUUGAAAGCCGACAAUAUAAGUCUUCACACCAAUCCAAAAUUGAUGACACCAUGGGACAUGGAGAAGCAAUGUAGUGGCAUAUAUACACAUGAAGUUUUUAGUAAGUUUCAGGAACAACUCAUAGUUGCAAGAGACCAUUGCAUUAUUCAAGGGAUUUCGAAGUCCGGAGAUAUGAAAAUUGUCACCAUCAGUAGCCUAUUUGAAAAAGAACGAGUGGUUCAGAUGAAUAAGUCAAACAUGUUUGGUACAUGCUCGUGUAAAUUAUAUGAGUCCUAUGGCAUCCCAUGCCGUCAUAUCAUACAAGUGCUUAGAGGCGAGAAGCAAAAUGAGAUACCAUCGAUUUAUAUUAUGAAGAGAUGGGAGAAAAUAUGUAAACGAGAAAUGUUCUUUGAUGACGAAGGUAACCUUCUGGAUGAAAAGGCUAAAGAUCCUAUGGAGGUGGCAAUGCGGAAAAAAAUUUCAGAUUCACGCAACAAGUUUUAAGAUCUUAUCCAAAUGGCCAAGAACUCUGAACAAGGGAUGGAGUUUUUAUAUUCUAGUUUAUCCGACCUUGUAGAACCUCUCCAAAAGAUCAUUCCUGCUGCUAUAGUUAACAAACAAGAUGAGUUUGAAUCAUUCCUUGGUAGCAAAAUUCCAGAUGAAGUCGAGAUACAUCCACCAAAUAUCAAGUCCAAAGGGCCAUGCAAAAGAAUUAAGAAGAGCAAGGAGAAGAAGGCACCAAGAAAACGCAAGUGUGGAAAAUGCAAGCAAGUAGUGGAUCAUGAUGCACGAAAUUGCCCAAACAACACUGUUGGCUGAUUGUAAACAACUUUUUAUACUAGUGCUAAUUUUCAUGGUGUCAGUGAAUUAUAUAGCAUGGAUUUUUGCUUGUUUUGGUACUGAUCAGUGCUUGAAAAAAAUCAGCAUGAAUGUUUCAGUGUUUUAGAGAUUGUAAACACCUUGUAAAAUUUCAGCAUGAAUUUUCAAUGAU
Oryza sativa Japonica Group (Japanese rice) is the source of this 2651-nucleotide messenger RNA. The record is from RefSeq and is a predicted model, not a curated record. Lineage: Eukaryota; Viridiplantae; Streptophyta; Magnoliopsida; Poales; Poaceae.